GUCGCCAGCCAGCUCGUUGCUGCUGGUGGCAUCAUAAUAGUGUGUUAUUUAUUGUUUAAUUUGUAGACAAUUAAAUCAACAAAAAAAAUAUUGCGUACCUAUACCAAGACAAGAACGAUGUGAGAUAAAUAUUUUAUAAGAUAUUGUUACACACACCUGACUGAAAAUUAUUGCACAAUGGCAGCAAAUUUACAUCCUAUAGAUAAAAAAAAAAUAAACCUUGUGGAUACUGAAGUGAUGUCAAUCUUAGAAACUGUAUUGGCACAGUGUGUGAAAGAAAAGAUCCAAAAGUCUUUAGAUGGGCAUCUAGAAGCUGUUGAAACACGGGCCAGCUGCUACACAGGGUAUUCCUCUGACAUUUUUUAUGAACUUCAAAAUCGAAAAAAAAUGUUACCACCUAUAUCAAAUAUAAAAACUCAGCAAAAAAUUAAAUUGUUAAAAUCUUUUCAAGACCUAUAUCAUAUUACUAUUAAUUCCGUAAAAUUGUCUUAUUUGGAAAUUUUGAAUUUUUUAUUUACGAAAACUGGUGUGUUUCAAUCAAAGGAUAACUUUCAUAUAACAAGACAACUAUGUGCAAUGGGUUAUGAAUAUAAGAUUACUACUAUUUGUCCAAUAAUUGUAGAAAAUGCAAAAUUGAGAUAUGAAAGAUUUCAGUAUCUGAGUAAAAUAAUAAAAAUGAGAAAUUCUGAUAAACCAAUAUGCUAUAUUGAAGGGAGAAUAGUUGAUAAAACAUUUAACUUUGAAAAGUUUUCUUUAACAACACCAACAAAUACAUAUGGAGUUGAUAAAUAUUACUUUUUACAUUGUAUAUCAAGAAAUGGUUAUAUUAAUGGAAUAUUUUGUAAUGUUAUUGACACAGAAAUUUUUACUAAAUGGAUAAUAGAUAUUUUGUUAACAAUAUUGGAACCUAACUCAGUGCUUGUGCUUGAUAAGGGAGAUCUUGAUGAAAAAAUAAAACCCAUUACAGAAUAUAGCUCCAAAAAAGAUAUGUUGCAUUGGCUGAAUGCAAACAAUAUUCCUUGCAGUUGUGAAAUGUACAAACCAGAAUUGUAUGAACUAAUUGUUAAAUCAGGAAUAAAAAAUUGUGACUAUAAAAUUGACCAUAUUUUGAAAGCAUAUGGUCAUGUCGUAUUACGCAAACCUGAGAACUUCCAGGAUCUAACACCAGCUGAAUUACUUUGGAAUUAUUUGAGAACAGAACAAUAUAAUACAAAUGAAUUGGUUCAUGAAAAAAAAGCUUUGGAAAAAUAUAUUAAAAACAUAGAAAAAUUAAAGUGGGAAAUCUUUACUGAUACUAUUGUAAAUUGGGAAAAGGAAAUUUUUGAUAUUGAUUGUCAAAUUGAUAAUCUCCUUGAUUUAUAUGAAUUUCACAAUGAAAAUAUUAAUAGGGAUCCUAUUCCAUUUCCCUACUUUUUUAGUGAACCUAAAAAUAAGGAAUUCAAUAUUAUUAUGUGAUUUUUUUUUAAUUUCAUGGCUCCAUUGUUCGCCAAAACGAUGAUUUUGCCAACAUCAAGGUUGAGUUUGACAUGGAAUAUAAUAUGUUAUAAUAUCAAUAGUAUUAAUACUAAAUAAUAUAAUAAAAUAAAUAGUACAAUGUUAUAGUACUAUGUGAUUAGUUAGUAUAAUUAUUUAAUCCUUGUAAAUUGUUAAUAAAUAAGUGAUACACUAUUA
Plodia interpunctella (Indianmeal moth) is the source of this 1671-nucleotide messenger RNA. RefSeq lists its product as uncharacterized. The coding region runs from base 178 to 1455 and encodes 425 amino acids. Gene Ontology annotation, molecular function: nucleic acid binding. Lineage: Eukaryota; Metazoa; Arthropoda; Insecta; Lepidoptera; Pyralidae. The record is from RefSeq and is a predicted model, not a curated record. The transcript has 2 exons.